CUCACACAUAGAAGUUGUUCGCGUCGCCGACCGCUGCCGAUCGUGCGCCUGUUUACAAUCUUACAUUCUAUACGCAGUGAGUUCACGGCGAGAACCUGUGUCUGUGAUUUAUUUAAUUUAUUAUUUAGAAUAGAUAGUUAUAUAGUUCAAUCAUGGCCACCAACAGAGCAGCUAAAUCUGGAUUUGCCGCCGAAGCCCAGAGAAAGAUCAACAGUAAAUACAGUGAGGAGCUGGCCCAAGAAUGCCUGAUCUGGAUCCAGCAGAUCACAAAUGCGCCUGAAAAUACUUCCGGGGAUAUGGACAACUUCUAUGAUGUCCUAAAGGAUGGCACGUUGCUGUGCAAAUUAGUGAACAACAUUCAACCAGGGCUGGUGAAGAAGGUCAACGAGUCCAAAAUGGCGUUUAAAUGUAUGGAGAACAUUAACGCUUUUCUUGAAGCUGCAAGACAACUUGGUGUACCGGCACAAGAAACCUUCCAAACUGUUGACCUUUGGGAAAGACAGAACUUAAACUCCGUUGUCAUCUGUUUGCAGUCUUUGGGCAGAAAGGCUGGCAACUUUGGAAAGCCCUCAAUAGGGCCCAAGGAAGCCGAGAAGAACGUGAGAAAUUUCACAGAAGAACAGCUGAGAGCUGGACAGGGCGUCAUCUCGCUGCAGUACGGGUCCAACAAAGGUGCCACGCAGAGUGGCAUUAAUUUUGGCAACACGAGGCACAUGUAAGCCGAGUCAUACAUUGAUGUAUGCAAGCUUUCAGAAUGGAACGAACGAUUGACGUUAAGAUAUGCUUUUAGUCGAGAUUUUAUGUAACUAUUACAAGAAUUAUUGUUAGCUAGUCUAUAAUAAGCAUGGCCAAUGUUAAUAGCUUAUUGUGCCAAUUUGUUCUGCGGUACGUUAUUUUAUUAAAAUUAUAAGUAGGUCAUAUUUAUAUUAACGCCAAUUAAAUCACUAUUUUUUACUAUCUGCUUUCUAGUAAUUUUAGUAUAUUAAUACUUUUGUUUUGGAGCGUUAAAUAGUCAACAUUGUUGACAAAAUAUGCAUACUUUGUAUCGAAGAAUUAAAUAUAGUUUCACAAAUAUAUUACCAACCAUACAGCAUUUUUUGAUAUCUAUUUUUCGGAUGGAGGGUAACAUAAGACAUAAAGCAGUGGAAUAACUAGAUAUUAAUACAUAUCUUACUCUCCCGAAUAACAACGCAUGAGUGGUAUCACGGGCGUUACAAAACGUGAUGACCGUGGUGCUGUUGGACGGUUAUAACUUACCACUAACUUUACCAUUCCAUUUACAUAAAAAAGUUUGUAAUAAUGACAUUCCCAACGUGAAGUAUCUUCCAAUAUUCAUAGGUAUAUACUUAGUGUUGUAAUGAUGUAGGAUUGAAUCUAGCUACCUAAUAGAGGACUUACUUCUCAUUACCGUAAUUAAUACAAAAUCUCAAAUAGUAUACAAAACUAUGUACCUUUUAUUAAUCUGUAAAAGAUUUAGCGUUUAAUAUUAAGUAAUAGGUAUUUACUUACCUGAAUAAAAAUCAUUCCGAAGUCAUUCCCUUUUGGAUUGUAAUUAUAUUUGUGCUGUUUUUUUAAAUGUUGAUAUUAAAAUGUUUCUUUUUUAUUUAUGCAUAUAUAUAUAUAAGUUUUACAUAGCAUUCUGUUACAUUUAAAAUAAUAUUUUAUAAUAUUUAAGCAUUCCAUUAAUUUAUCAGUCAUAAUGAUUGUGCCAAUACCUCAAAUUUUUUUUUCUUUUAAACAGUACACUUGUUAGAAUUGUAAAUUCUUCAAACAUAAGUACUUAACUAUUGUGCCUUCGUGCUCCAUAGGAGUUAAUGUUCUUUGACGGUGUCUAGACGAGAUUACAAAAUUAUAUUGACUUGAAUAUAGAUUUAUGAACUUCCUUGUAUACUGUUUACUUUAAAAUUAAUCAUUCCCUAAUUAUUAAUAUUUUAAUAUACACCUACUGUGAUUAAUCAUUUUGUAAAGACAUUAUUAUUAUACCAUAUAUAUAUUUUCAUAUUUAUAUGUAUUUGACGAUGCGAAACAAACAUGAUUUAUUACAGGUAAAUUGUAAGUUUCAUGAUGCACUCAUUUUGUGUAAUUUUGUGGAAGUACGUAGAAUAAAUAA
Messenger RNA from Achroia grisella, 2110 nucleotides. Its product is annotated as myophilin-like. Lineage: Eukaryota; Metazoa; Arthropoda; Insecta; Lepidoptera; Pyralidae. The record is from RefSeq and is a predicted model, not a curated record. The transcript has 4 exons. Bases 153 to 719 code for a protein of 188 amino acids. Gene Ontology annotation, molecular function: protein binding.